CGGCCAGUGCCUAUAUGGCAGCUUGCAGGAAAGCAAUACCUUCUACGUCAGAGCGAGAGAGCGCAAGAGAGAGAGAGAAUGAAAGAGUAACCCUCAUCAUUACCACUGCGAUGACACUUCUGUAGUCUGUGACCACGGAAACAAACCAACUUCUGUCAACUCGAAUUAUUAAUAAUUAACGGUUUUUGGACCAGUUGCUUGACUGUGAGGACAACAAACAUCUCUUAACAAUUAACCAACCAAUUACAGUCCUGUGAACAUUUCGUGGGUGCGUUUGUUUCCCUUAUGUCCCGAAAAUCGAGCGACAAUGACUAUAAUCUUCGUAGUAUGAGCAACCUGAUGGGUGAGAGGAGGAAGAAAGUGAACGAUGACGGAGAGCGGAGCCUCAUCAAAGCUUCGUCCAACGCGAGCAUCAACAGCCAGGCUGCCGAUGUCCCUGCCAAUGCCAAUGCCGCCACCUCCACCCGGGACCUGGAGAGAGAGGCGCGUAAACAGUUCCAGCAAGAUGUCACACCUGCGUUUGUUUAUGUUCUAGCUGCGUUCUCCGCGCUGGGUGGCUUUCUGUUCGGCUAUGACACCGGGGUGAUCUCGGGAGCGAUGCUCCUGCUCAAGAGGGAGAUGAAUCUCAGCGCCUUAUGGCAGGAGGUUCUGAUCUCUAGUACUGUGGCUACUGCCGCGCUGUCCGCGUUGGCUGGCGGGUUGUUGAACGGAGUUUUCGGGCGCAGGGUCUGCAUCCUCCUGGCUAGUUUUAUUUUCACAGCUGGGGGAAUAGUGCUUAGCGCAGCUCCUGGUAAGGAGGUUCUACUGGUCGGACGUCUCAUUGUCGGGCUUGGACUUGGUAUUGCGUCCAUGACGGUGCCAGUGUACAUAGCUGAGACGUCUCCCCCCCACCUGAGAGGCCAGCUGGUGACAGUAAACACACUGUUUAUCACAGGAGGCCAGUUCACUGCCAGCAUCAUUGACGGGGCUUUCAGCUACCUACGCCAUGAUGGAUGGAGGUAUAUGUUGGGUCUGUCGGUGGUCCCUGCGGUGCUCCAGUUCGUGGGGUUUCUGUUCCUGCCAGAGAGCCCCCGCUGGCUGAUCCGGAAAGGCCUUACCCAGAAGGCCCGGCGCGUGCUCAGCCAGAUUAGAGGCAAUCAGAACAUAGACGAGGAGUACGACAGCAUCAAGAACAGCGUCGAGGAGGAGGAGAAAGACUGCGGAGGAGAUGGCCCUGUGAUCUGGAGGAUGCUGACUUACCCCCCCACUCGGAGAGCACUCCUGGUGGGAUGUGGACUACAGAUGUUCCAACAGCUCUCUGGAAUCAACACCGUCAUGUACUACGGCGCCACCAUCCUGCAGAUGUCGGGAGUGCGGGAUGACAAGGUGGCCAUCUGGUUGGCUGGGGUCACAGCCUUCACCAACUUUCUGUUCACCCUACUGGGGGUGUGGCUAGUGGAGAGGGUUGGCCGCAGGAAACUCACCCUGGGGAGCAUCAUUGGUACAUGUCUGAGUCUGUCUCUGUUGGCCAUUGGGUUUCUGCUAUCUGCCCAACACACCCCUCCUGUCACCCUCCACCCCACUGACCCCUCAAUGGUCAACUCCACCUGCAACAGACACCUGCUGUGUGAGCCGUGUAUGCUGGACCCGGGGUGUGGCUUCUGUUACCGUGAGAACAGCACAGCUCUGUUCGCCUCCUCGUGUGUACCUGUCAAUACAGCCUCCACUGAGAAGGCAGCCUGGGGCAGGUGUUCCAACUCGACCCAGCUGAGAGUCAAUACGUACUGGGCCUAUAACUACUGUCCCACCUCCUACUCCUGGGUGGUCCUACUGGGUCUUGUUCUCUAUCUGGCCUUCUUCGCCCCAGGUAUGGGUCCAAUGCCGUGGACAAUCAACUCUGAGAUUUACCCCCUGUGGGCCCGGAGCACAGGGAACGCCUGUUCAGCUGGAGUCAACUGGACGUUUAACUUCCUGGUCUCCCUCACCUUCCUCCAUGUGGCUCAGAACCUCACCUACUACGGAGCGUUUUUCCUUUACUCCAGCCUGGCUCUGCUUGGGUUCUUCUUCAUCUACGGCUGUCUGCCUGAGACAAAGAGCCGGAGGCUGGAGGAGAUUGAGUCCCUGUUCGACAACCAGCUGUGCUCCUGCGGGGCCACAGACGCCGACGAGGACCGGCAGGUGGAGUACAUCAGGGUGAAGGGGAGCAACUACCACCUCUCUGAUAACGAUGCCUCCGACGUGGAUUAGCCCUAGCCUGAGUGUCAGUCUGUUUGUGCUUUCAUGCCAACUCAUUGUCAUGCCAAAUAAUGGCUUUAUGAUGACAGCCAUGGAGUUGGGAAGAACACAAACAGAUCUGGUCCCAGUCUAGUUUGUAACUUUGGCCUUAGAUAUGGUCCUUGUUCUCUCAUCUCAGAAAGUGUGUAUCAAGUGUCUCAGAGUAGGAGUGUUUGAUUUAGGAUUAGUUUAUCCUUUUAGAUCAUAAUUAAUAAUAUUACAUGGACAGGAAGCUUGAUACAUACAGCCCCUGAGCUACAACCUCCCCAAGUCCUGUUCUCUGGUUUGCCUCAGUCACGUAGGUUACAUUGCUGCAUCUUUUUCACACACAGGGUAGCUAUUUAUAACACAAGUUACUUACACAUUUGAUUUUGCCAAUGUAAUGUUGUAGUUACUUCUAUAGUUUGAUAAGACUCUUCUUUUUGAUUUAUAAACCAUCAUGUAAAUAGUAUUAAGCAUACAUUACAUUCAUAUUUAUCCUCAGCAUUUAGACAUCCAUUUUACUGUUCAUAUGUCGCAUUAUUAUGAAUUUCCAUACAAUUAACAAAAUUAUUGCCUUUUCCCUCACAUAAAACCCUAUGAUUAGAGAUAAAACCUCUUCACAACAAAACCUUUAUUGUAGGAGUCCAAACGUCCACUAAAAUGGCCAUGAUAUUACAAGUUUUAAAAUCAGAGAGAGGGAUUGUAAUAUAUAGUGUUGAUACCAGUAUGCCUUUCUAUAUGAAACACAACUCAAAACAAUAAUGUCUCAGCUUGUCCGUAGCAUCACAAAUGGGGUGUCAGACACUAGUAGUACACCUGGGCUUUGCAUCCCAAAUGACACCCUAUUCCCUAUAUAGUGCACUACUUUUAACCAGAGCCUUAUGGGCCUUGGUCAAAAGUAGUGCACUAUAAAGGGAAUAGCAUGCCAUUUGGGACCUAACAUGUUCUCUGUCUAUGAUGAUGAGUCUUGCUUUGCUUUUUGAUUUAUCAUGUUGGUUGAUAAACUACAGUAGCACAUGACCUGUCUUUGUUUUCUUAUUAGUAAACCUAUGGAUUAUUAUGUUAUUUAUUCCAAUGUAUUUUAUUUUUACACCCUUUUUCUCCCCAAUUUCGUGGUAUCCAAUUGUUAGUAGUUACUGUCUUGUCUCAUCGCUACAACUCCCGUACGGGCUCGGGAGAGAUGAAGGUCGAGAGCCAUGCGUCCUCCGAAACACAACCCAACCAAGCCGCACUGCUUCUUAACACAGCGCGCAUCCAACCCAGAAGCCAGCCGCACCAAUGUGUCGGAGGAAACACCGUACACAUUGGGCGAUGAGACAAGGAUAUCCCUACCGGCCAAACCCUCCCUAACCCAGACGACGCUAGGCCAAUUGUGCGUCGCCCCAUGGACCUCCCGGUCCCGGCCGGCUGCGACAGAACCCAGAGUCGAACCUAGAGUCUCUGGUGGCACAGCUAGCACUGCGAUACAGUGCCUUAUACCACUGCGCCACCCGGGAGGCCUAUUCCAAUGUAUUUUACCCAUGAUGUCGGUGCCUGUACUGAAGUGAAAUGUAUGAAGGAGUUGACUAUAUGGCCAGCCAGCGUGAUGAUAGCCUUUUUUGAUUUCAGAAGUUGCAAAUGUUUUUAUUGCUAAAUGUAGACCAGACUAUUCAUUGGGUUGUACCUCAGUCUCUUAGAGAAAAUAACCAUGCAUUGAAAUGGACAGUUUAGUCAGUUAAUGUCACACAUAUUUGUUCUUUGGGAAAACAAUGUCAGAAAGAAUGUCUUAUUUUGUCUCCAUUUUACGUUGUCUUCCUCCACAGCCUUAUGUACAAAUUGCAAAGCAUACUCUUCACGUAAAAUAGCUGGGGUUCUCGUGUUCUAAAGGGUCAAGGAGUACUGUACUGUACUUGCUAAUGUUGUUUUAUAUAUCAUAAAACUAUGUAAGGUGACACCUUUUUAGUUGAGUACUUGAGUACACAUAUAUUUGUGUGUAGCAGACUCUUGUUUAAAGUGGUCAACAUAAUGUCGAUGAGAAUAUGUCUGUGUAUUAUUGUCUGUGACAAAACAAGAUAGAUAGCUACUAUUGGGAAUUCAAAUAGGAUUUUCUUUAGACUGAAAUGAAAUGACAACAUUUCAAAGGAUCACUAGAUGUGUUUUGCCAGUUCAUUGGAACAUCAGUGUCAAUACUGGAUUAUUGAGUAUUUAUUAUCAAUAUUUGAGUAUUUGAUUAGAAAUGUGAUUAGAAAAGAGAGGAUACUAUAGGUAGUCUAAACUGGAGGUUCACUGGAAGAUGUCUUUUUUAUUAUUAUCACAGUUCGUUUUAUAGAGAAAAAACACUUUAUUGCACACCCCCUUCACAGAGGUGACAACAUUGCCGUCAUGUAACAAACUUGAGAUAGUGUCAAACAAGUUAUUUGAUGUUUUGUGAUUUUAGGAAAGAUGCUCAACAACCCCUUGACAACCCAUUGUGUUAUUAUUAUAUUGCCUUCUUUGCUUUAAUUCCUAAAUGGGGACAUCCAAUGUGUUUAUGGUGAGCAGGCGCAAUUUUUUUCUAUGUGAAAACAAAUUAAAUGCAGUGUUUCUAUUCUAGCUUAUGAAGAACUAGUGAAGAUUUUAAAAAAUGUAUCCAGUGCUGUAUAGUAUACAUUUAAUUAUUGUUGCUGUAAAUGUUUUGCUAGAAUUUUUAUUCUAUCAAAGUACAUAUAUUCAUGAGAAUCUUGAACACUUAAAUAUGUAUUGGGAAAAAAUAAACGAAUUAUCUUGCAA
Molecule: messenger RNA, 4983 nt
Organism: Salvelinus fontinalis (brook trout)
Lineage: Eukaryota; Metazoa; Chordata; Actinopteri; Salmoniformes; Salmonidae
Product: proton myo-inositol cotransporter-like
Exons: 10
Coding region: 286-2226 (646 amino acids)
Biological process (GO): transmembrane transport
Cellular component (GO): membrane
Molecular function (GO): myo-inositol:proton symporter activity
Source: RefSeq, a predicted model, not a curated record